AUGCCCCAAUUACAUCACCCGGAUCACUCUUUUCAAAACCCGCAAAGCCGCCAAGCGCCACAACGCAAAAAGGAUUAUCUUGUACCUUUUCAACGGUUGAUCAAAUCCACCGCCCGAAUUCCGAUCAAGGUUGAUCCUCAGGCCGGGCUGAAACCGAUACCUGUCCACAAGCUAACCCUAAUACGCCCGAGGACAAAGGACUGCGGCGGUGGCGGCGCUUAUACGCCGCAGUAGCAGGUACAAAUCUUCCUACGCACGAUAGUUUGGGAUCCUCCGUAAUCGAUAUCAACGCGCUGUGCCCAAGGGUUGAAAAGAGACGACUGCAAACCUUCCAAAGAGGCGGAGCUAACCGUAGCUGACCCUAAAAGAUCGUGUAGGUACACCACUCGAAGGUGCAAAAGGUAGCGCGCGAUAAGUCGUGAUCUCUCACUCUCUUUCGCCUGCCGAUCACUCGUCGGGCCGUCUCGUUCCACCGUCCAUCCCGAUCCGGGACCGGUCCAGCUCUGUUUUGUUGCCGUUUCGCUCCGACUCUCUGGCAAGAAUCACCUGUUGCUGCUGCAGAGAUUCGGAGCUUUUCGGAGAUCGCACGCGGGAUCAACUCUACGAUCGGGAUCGCCGCAGCACUCCAAGUCAGUUGAUUACGAAACUUCAACGCAAUUAGACGCGUUUUCUGGACCGAGCAGCAGGUCGUCGCGAGUUUAUUUUCUGGAAGAGCGUUUUUGAGAGUUUGUUUGUCGGUUUUUUGAUUUUUGUUUAUUACCACUGGAUGAAAGCAGAGUGAAUCUGGACUACGAAGUUGUGAACUUUAAUGACGGUUAAUUGCGCGUUGAGAGUGGAACAAGUAGCGCGAGGUUGUUUAGCGUGAUUGCGCGGGACUUGAAAGAUCGAUCGUUGAUCGAGUGCGAAGGAAGCCAGGAAUUUGAUAAUUGGAUAAGUGAUUUCCAAGGACUUAGCAAUGAGUUCGACGUACAUGCAGUACAACCCAGCGUCCAUGAUGUACGGUGGAGGUUUGGAGUCGUCGUACAAUCAUUACGGGAUGGGGACCGGUGGUCAGUGUUACGGGUACGGAACGGACGGAGCCUCUUCGGAUGGGUAUCAUAGUCCGGGGCCGGUGUUCAGCCCGGAAUCGUACUAUCCUGGAGAAAAUUACGGAUACAACGGACCCAACCCGGCAACCAACGGAGAACCUUACUACAGCUACACAAGCAACAACUUUAAGACCGCCAGCCCAACGAUUCCAAAGUUGAUCCCGUCUUCAGGAAGUUCAACCGCCAAUUACCACUCAACCCGAUACGGCCAGGAUCAACCAACUCCGCUCAAAGCAACCAACUACGAUCGGAUCAGCUAUAGUCCGUACAGCAUCCCGACAAAACGCAGUCCAGACUCCGCCACAACAACCCUUCAACAGCAACCACCGGCAACUUCCCCAACGCCGAGCACCUUCAGCAACGACAGCAGCAUUAGCAGCAAUCCGGAUGGAUCCCCAGUUCCCCUCCAACCGGAGGUCGUCAAGAAGCGCCGAUUGGCGGCAAAUGCCCGCGAGCGAAGACGCAUGAACAGCCUGAACGAUGCGUUUGACCGGCUUCGUGACGUGGUUCCUUCGCUGGGUAGCGACCGUAAGCUGUCCAAGUUCGAGACGCUUCAGAUGGCACAGACCUACAUUGCAGCGCUCAACGAGCUGCUGACAAGGAAUUGAGAGAUCUUGGUGGCGCAGUAGGCUGUUCGUGGUCGUCGCCAGGUUAACCUUGAUAACUUAGGUUCACGAGUCAAAUUCGUUAACGUAUGUUAACGAUUAGCAAAUAAAUCAGCCAGGCUACUGCGAUGUCCUCGCAGUCUCCAAAAUUGAUGUAAAUAUUGAUCACCUAAGUUGUAGACGUGUUACGUCGCACUCCGCUAGCAGACCAAUUAUUAGGUUUAAUAUAAUUACCGUAGGUCGUCAGGCAAACACAAGUUUGAAAUUAUCUAGAAAUAGCUUAAAACGCGAUAAGUUCCUCGUGUAAUUUUCGUCUAACCAUCCCCGUCAAGAAUACGAGACAAGGUCGACGAAACAAUCACGGCUUGGACCCGAACAAAACGUGCUUAUGCUAACAUGUAAAUAAUAUUUUAAUCGAGCUUUGGCCGCCCGUUUGUCCCGCGUGGCGGACCCUCGGCAGUUGGCUCCGAAGUGGCGAUUAUUGGCCAAUUAUCGAAUUACCAAGGCUGCCGUGGGUCAACCUCCAAGAUCUUCGGGUGGCGUCAAGAGCUCACGCGCGCUGCACAGGAAAAAUGUGGACUGAUUCGAUUAGGGCUUUAAAUUGUACGUACGAUGGUGAAGAAAAGGAGGAAGAAGAAGCAGUUUAACGUUUUAGGUUAAAUAUUGGACGCGAACGAGAGAAGGAGAAGGUAAAAUCAGAAGCACUAAGAGAAACAAGACUUGUACCUCGUAAAUUAUAUCGUUUAAGGUGCGCACCCAGCCAGCCUGAUGCAUCAUCAUCGGCUGAGGUGCAGGAAAAAGGUGAAGAAAAAAAGAUUGUGUUUAUGUGUAAAUAUAUAUGAAAUAUAGAUAAUUGUGCAAUUGUAAGAUUGUUGAGUGAAGGACGUACGAGCUCGUUCAGAGUGAGAGGUUAGAAAUAAGUCAAAAUAAAAGCAUGUUGUUUGA
Molecule: messenger RNA, 2638 nt
Organism: Culex pipiens pallens (northern house mosquito)
Lineage: Eukaryota; Metazoa; Arthropoda; Insecta; Diptera; Culicidae
Gene: amos
Product: protein atonal
Exons: 1
Coding region: 956-1696 (246 amino acids)
Molecular function (GO): protein dimerization activity
Source: RefSeq, a predicted model, not a curated record